GACCUCCGGGCCUCACCCACCCUACCCACCCGGACCCUGAGGCCCCUGAUCGUGAGGGGCGCCUCCUCGCGUCCCUGCAGCCCAGGCCUCUGUCCGGGACAGAGAGGCGCCGGCGGGUGGGAUCCCUGUUUCCGACACCCCGUUGAUGCGGUCGGCAGAGCGAGACUGGCGGAGGGCAAAGGCCUGCAGGCGCGACUGAGGCAGGAGGAUGCGGAACACGGGGACAUCGUGUGUCUACUGGGAAAGAAGUGUGAGCCGGAGUUAUUUCUUUUUUUUUUUGAGACGGAGUCUCACUCUGUCGCUGAGGCUGGAGUGCAGUAGCGCGAUCUCGGCUCACUGCAACCUCCGUCUCCCAGGUUCAAGCGAUUCUCCUGCCUCAGCCUCCCGAGCAGCUGGGAUUACAGGCGUGUGCCACCACGGGGUUUCACCAUGUUGGCUAGGCUGGUCUCGAACUCCUGACCUCAGGUGAUCCGCCCGCUUCGGCCUCCCAAAGUGCUGGGAGUACAGGCGUGAGCCGCCGCGCCUGGCGGAGGCGGAGUUGUCUCUUCAGUACCAGGCUGAGGGUUGAACUUUGACUGUGAAGACGCUAGAACCAUGGACAGUUUUGAACAAAGGAGGAAAUCUGUGUUAGAGUUACGAUUCCCAAAACAUGUUCAAAGGAAGAACAGAGUUGAAGGCAGUGAUGAGGACAUUGAGGCAUUGAGAGGUGACAUUUAGCACUGGGCCACAAGAUUAGAGACUCAGUCUGAGGUCAUCUGGCUGCAGGGCCAAAAAAAGCUUACAGAGAAGCCUAUCAAAUCCGAGCACGGACACAUUUGUGAAAGCCCUGCCUUUUGGCACACCUCAUGGCUACAGAAGCACUUAGGGAACCCACAGAAGGAAGUAGGGGAUGCUCUAGUCCCUCACUGGUCCUCAUCCUAACCCACAUGUCUAGAUCUUGGCGUCUUUUUUUUUUUUUUUUUUUUUCCGGCGACGGGUUCUCACUCAACACCCAGGAUGUAUUGCAGUGACGCGAUCACGGCGCAGCAUAGCCUCGACCUCCCUGGGCUCAGGAGAGCCUCUCAUCUCAGUCUCCCGAAGCAGUGUGACCUUUGAAGAUGUGGCUGUAAACUUUUCCAUGGAGGAAUGGAGUCUUCUUAAUGAGGCUCAGAGAUGCCUGUACCGUGACGUGAUGCUGGAGACCUUGACACUUAUAUCGUCCCUGGGUUGUUGGCAUGAAGGGGAAGAUGAGGCAGCACCUUCUAAGCAGAGCACGUGUAUAUAUAUAUACAAAGAGCAGGGAGGUCAUAGUGGAGAAAGGCCUUAUGAGUAUGGGGAAUAUAGGAAAUUAUUUAAGAACAAGUCCUUCCUCACUGAACCCAGAAGAGAUCACAAACACAGGAAUGUUCGCACUGGAGAAAGGCCUUAUGAGUGCAGCAAAUAUGGGAAAUUAUUUCACCAAAACCCUACAUUCCAUAUUCAUGAGAGGUUCCAUACUGGGCAAAAGACCUAUGAGUGCAGUGAGUGUGGAAAAUCAUUUCACCAAAGCUCUUCACUCUUGCAGCAUCAGACACUUCAUACUAGAGAAGGGGCUUAUGAGUGUAUUGAAUAUGGGAAAGCCUUUGCUGAAAAGUCCAGUCUCAUUAACCACAGAAAAGUUCACUCUGGAGCAAAGCGUUAUGAAUGCAAUGAAUGUGGGAAAUCCUUUGCUUAUACAUCUAGUCUCAUUAAACACAGGAGGAUUCACACUGGAGAGAGGCCUUAUGAGUGCAGUGAAUGUGGGAGAUCCUUUGCUGAAAACUCCAGUCUUAUUAAACACUUGAGAGUUCAUACAGGAGAAAGGCCUUAUGAAUGUGGUGACUGUGGAAAAUCAUUUCGCCGAAGCUCUUCACUCUUGCAGCAUCAGAGAGUUCACACUAGAGAAAGGCCUUAUGAAUGUAGUGAAUGCGGGAAAUCCUUUAGCUUAAGGUCCAACCUCAUUCACCAUCAGCGAGUUCAUACUGGAGAAAGGCAUGAGUGUGGGCAGUGUGGGAAAUCCUUUAGCCGAAGAUCUAGCCUUAUUAUACAUCUGAGAGUUCACACUGGAGAAAGGCCUUAUGAGUGCAGUGAAUGUAAGAAAUCCUUUGCUGAAAACUCCAGCCUUAUUAAACACUUGAGAGUUCACACUGGAGAAAGGCCAUAUGAAUGCAUUGAUUGUGGAAAAUCAUUUCGCCACAGUUCUUCAUUCCGUCGCCAUCAGAGAGUUCAUACUGGAAUGAGGCCUUAUAAGUGAAGCAAAUUUUGGAAAUUCUCUUGCCCAGGCAUUUUGCUCCUUCAAGGCCAGAGAGUUCACACUGGAUCAAGAUGUUAAUGAGUGUGACAAAUGGGGAAUAUUCUUUAGCUAGAACGCUAGCUUCUUUACAUAAAAGAGUGCUCCCACUGAACAAGUGCCUUUUGAGUGCAAUGAAUGUGAGAAAGCCUUCAGCCCUCUCUCAUUGGUUACCAGAAUAUUUACAUGAGGAAAAUACCACAGAUGUGGAGGCAAUGUUCUUUUUUCUUCAGUAUAACACUGGAGGAGACCCCUUAUGAGGAUGCCAUCUGCCUAAAUUGAAUGUCAUACAUCAAAUAGCUGCAUACAUUCCAGGUAUGUGGGAACUGUAUAGUAUUUUUCAACCUGCCCAGGUCUCUUGCUAGACUUCUGUGACUUACAGUUCUCUUCUAAAAAGCAUUUCACCUUUACCAGUUGGCAGGUGCCCACAGUACAUCAUUUGCCUAACUCAUCAUGAUCCAGAAGUAACUUUGAUUUUGUUUCAUUCAACAGAGGGAUUUUUUAGUAUCCUCAGCACUCAUUCUAUUCUCAUUUCUUUCUCUCCAAUGAGUUAGGCCAUGAACCUGACUCAUUUUUGGCACAGAGGACUCUUCUGAUAACUUGAAAAGAUGGACUACCUUUUUCAGGGAUCUUUUGGAUCUCACAGAAUUCUUAAGAUGGAAUUUUCCAGCCUGCCAGUCAUGAAUCUCAGACAGCCUGCCACCUAUUGCCCUGAUUUGUGUUAUAAUAAAGGCCUUGUUGCUUAAGACAUCUUCAGUCUUUGCAGGAGGGCAUGGAAGCUCCAAGCGCUUUCCUCAUACUUUACCCUAUGCAUCUCUUUAUCUGCAUCUUUUGUACUAUUUAUAAUUAACCAGUAAAUUAUUUUCCCUGA
Molecule: messenger RNA, 3158 nt
Organism: Symphalangus syndactylus (siamang)
Lineage: Eukaryota; Metazoa; Chordata; Mammalia; Primates; Hylobatidae
Product: zinc finger protein 586
Biological process (GO): regulation of DNA-templated transcription
Source: RefSeq, a predicted model, not a curated record